Pyricularia grisea is the source of this 2066-nucleotide messenger RNA. RefSeq lists its product as uncharacterized. The transcript has 2 exons. Lineage: Eukaryota; Fungi; Ascomycota; Sordariomycetes; Magnaporthales; Pyriculariaceae. Gene Ontology annotation, cellular component: membrane. The record is from RefSeq and is a predicted model, not a curated record. The coding region runs from base 675 to 1670 and encodes 331 amino acids.
CUUUUAUACGACAGAUCAACCAAAGUAAGUUGUGCUGCGCCGCCCUGGCAGAGUCAAAACCAAGCCCCCUAGCUCGAUACGCGUUUCCUCUUUGCCGUGAGACCCAUUUUUACUUGGUAGGCUCCUGUUUUCUUAUUCAGAAUAGCCCCCACAACCAAGGAUUACAUGAUGACCUCACACGCCUAAGGUCUGUAAUGUAAAGGUCGCAUCGUUGAAUUCCAGUCAGGCUCCAUUUCUUUGUUGUUUCCGUGUCUUUGCCUUAGCUUCGCUUUCUCUAUGGGUUGUUUAGUUUCGCAAUUUUUUUUUUUGCAUUUUCUUGCAUUCUGCAUAACUUUCUUUUCAUUGUGCAAAAGAAAGCAAAGACCCCUUUUUUGAAGAUUCUAGGACGAUACGAAUACUCUAAAAAGCUUAGGGCAACAGGAAUUAGAUUGAUCCCAAGCAUCGUACUCAUUUGUUCCUUCCAAACGCCUAGCUGUCAACCCAGAUCCAGCUUAGUGCCAGCGUUUCAACCUACCAUCCCAUCACUGAAAACUUCCAAUACAUUCGCUACAAGCCCAGUACGCCAACGGCGCGAACCAGAACGUCACAUAAACACGCAAAUUUAAAGAGAGAAAAAAAAAAAAAGUCGACAGCCUCGCUUAUAUUGAAUUUUGGGCAACACAUCCCUCGCAAACAUGGUGUGGGAGGAUAUUGAGUUCGACGCCGAUAAGGUGCCGGGCAUCAAACUGGCCCUGCACAUUACCCAGAUCGUCUUUGCGCUCAUCGCCUGGAUCCUAGAGAUCAUCGUCUUCCGCGCAGAUGGCUCAGUAAUCAACGGCAAUGUUGGUUGGACAUUUGCAGUGUUCUUCCUGUCGAUACCAGCAUGGAUCUACCUCAUAGGCGCGCCCCGGGCCCCACGAACGCGACACCUGGCCGAGCCCCAUGUCAUGAUCGCAGUCGACUCUAUCUACACCAUCAUCUGGCUCUCGGCCUUUUCCACGCAGGCGGCGUACAACACGGCUGACCUCUGCGGCACCGCCUGCGGGCAGAGCAAGGCCAUUGUGGGCUUGGGUUUCUUUGUCUGCCUCUUCUUCGCCGGGUCGACAUUUUUCAGCAUCUACAGCCUCAAAUACUAUCAGUUCCACGGCAAGCUCCCUGGUUACGACCGUAUUGGCGGCGUCAGCACCACGCAGAACAUCGAUCCCGACAAGGCCGCAUUCUCCAUGGCGCCCCAUGGCGACGACGCCUACGCCCCUAUCCACGGUGACGACCACGACCAUCACCACCCUCUCGACCCGGGCCGCGAUGACAUUGAGACUGGCCCAGGAGCGUACAGCAGUACGAGCUAUGGCGGCGCGGCCAGCCAGCAGCAGAGCUACAGUUCGGGACAUGGCAGGACCGGUAGUGCGUACGGUGGCCGGACGAGCAGCCCUUACAAUGACGAUUCGUACGGACGGCAGCCGCAGCCCAUUGCUGGUCAGGCCAACCCAUUCGAGGGAGGCAGGCGCGAGAACAGCCCCUUCGGUGACCACGCUGGCUACACUCCUCCCGUUGGCGGACCCUCACCCGGCCCUGGCGCCAUGGGUCCUUCCGGACCGACCAUGUAUGCCCCACCGGCUGCUGCGCAUGACCCCUACGACGACAGGCCAGCCCAGUUCCCCGCUGCGCCUUAUGACAGGACUAUGCACUAGACGAAAUCUACAAAGGUCUAGGGACGGCAAGCCAAAAACCAUAUUACCGAGACGAGUUCAGCUUGCUGAGGGCUGAGUUGAUACUGAAUCUCGAUUGUCUAGCUAUCGUUCAAGUUGGGCAUAUACCCGGGGUUGAAAGCCAGGUAUUUGGAUCGACUUGCUCAAGUCUGUUGCUAAUACGAAGCAUUAUGGCAUUGUCAUAAUAAUCGAUGUGAAUAAGUGACGGCUGGUAUUGUUUUGUACGGUUCCGGGAGGUAAUUGGAAACUCGUGGAAAUGAUCCGCCGAUGGAUACCUACAUAGUAAGGCAUGGGGCGUAUGGAAUGGUGUUAAUAGGCGUCUAGUACUCUUUUAUUUGUUUCCAGAUUCUAUGCAUAGAGUUCGUUGUUCUUCGUAAA